CGCAUUUGCGGAAGAAUCUACUGUAGUCAGCUACGUAGGUAGGUGGCGUGCGCUGUCAAAAGGUGAAACUCAGUACUUUGACAGCCGAAGAUCUGUUUUCUGUGGAGAAAAUAUAUUGUUGCUUUCCACACAGACCAAAGAGAACAAACAGACAUGGCGACCAACAGCCCUUGUGUUGUGAUUAGCGAUGACGAACAAGGAUAUGACCUAGACCUGUUCUGCAUACCAAAGCACUAUGCCGCUGACCUGGAGAGGGUCUACAUUCCACACGGACUCAUCUUGGACAGGACAGAGAGGCUGGCCAGGGAGAUUAUGAAAGACAUGGGAGGGCACCACAUUGUGGCCCUAUGUGUGCUUAAGGGGGGCUACAAGUUCUUUGCUGACCUGCUGGACUACAUCAAAGCUCUGAAUCGCAACAGUGACCGUUCUAUCCCUAUGACCGUGGAUUUCAUCAGACUAAAGAGCUACUGUAACGAUCAAUCUACUGGUGAAAUAAAAGUAAUUGGAGGGGAUGACCUGUCUACACUAACAGGGAAGAAUGUCCUGAUUGUGGAGGAUAUAAUUGACACAGGAAAAACCAUGAAGACCCUUCUGCAACUCCUGCAACAGUACAAACCAAAAAUGGUCAAAGUGGCGAGUUUGUUGGUGAAAAGGACACCAAGGAGUGUUGGUUACAGACCAGACUUUGUAGGUUUUGAAGUCCCUGAUAAAUUUGUGGUGGGAUACGCACUAGACUACAAUGAGUACUUUAGAGAUCUAAAUCAUAUCUGCGUCAUUAGUGAAACAGGAAAGGAGAAAUACAAGGCGUGAGGACAUCACUUAUAAUCAUGUAUCAUUAUUUCUAUUGAUGUUUCAAUUCAUUUUUAUCUGAUUUGUUUUUUUGGUCCAAAAAUUCAAAUCACUGUUGCAGCUCACGUGACAUAAGAAAUGCAUGCAUACACCCACUCACUUAUGGAUACACACACACUUACACACGGUUUCUGCUCAGGGUUUCUGAGAAGUUGCAUGAAUACUGAUAUUGUGCUCCAAUUGCAAUUGCUCUUUCUUGCCUCACAACGUUAAUUUGAGAAACCACUUUGUGAGUCAGUCUUCAUUCCACAUUUGAAAUGUUAAGUUAGAGCUCUACUUUUUAGUGAUAAUUGCUUGUUUGCCCUGUCAAUGGCAAAAAUAAUUUCUUUUGGGUGUGGCUGCUAGCAUUAUGUAGUUAUGAUUUCGAUUUCAGUCUUUUCCCAUAAAGUUUUUUCUGCAGUGUGACAAGUUUUUAAUCUCCUUACCAGCUUUAAACAAAGUGCUGUUGACUGAUUUGAGCACAUAUUUAUAUAAGGAUAGCAGACAUAAAAGGAAGAUUAAUUCACUCAAUUCAAGAUUUUCACUCAAUUGUGUGUGAAUAUUGAAUAAUUAUAUUACUGUAUUUCAUCCAUAUUGUCUUUUGUACAUGCAAGGAAUGUAUUUUAAGCUCUAAUAUACUGUAAAUCGAAUUCAGUGCCACAUCAUUCUAUUCCAAUAGUAUAAACUCAUCAAUAUAAUUUUAAAGCCCAACCAUUAAACUCUUUAUUGUCUGUAACAGAA
Molecule: messenger RNA, 1569 nt
Organism: Osmerus eperlanus (European smelt)
Lineage: Eukaryota; Metazoa; Chordata; Actinopteri; Osmeriformes; Osmeridae
Gene: hprt1
Product: hypoxanthine phosphoribosyltransferase 1
Exons: 9
Coding region: 154-810 (218 amino acids)
Biological process (GO): IMP salvage; guanine salvage; GMP salvage
Cellular component (GO): cytosol
Molecular function (GO): hypoxanthine phosphoribosyltransferase activity; magnesium ion binding
Source: RefSeq, a predicted model, not a curated record